CUUUGCAGUCGCCAUUUAGGUACCAGCAGCAGCUGAAGCUGAAGUCAGUCCAUCUCUGAGAGCAGAGGGUGUGUGUUUGUGUGUGGAGGGAGAUUGCAACCAAGCCAACAAAAGCACACAGCCCAGGCACCCAGAGAGAGAGAAACUAGACUAGAACCAGAUUAGCAAGAGCACUGGCAACAAAACAAGGAUCAGACAGCAGCAACUAACAAGAGACAAGAGAGAAGCAAACGACUGAGAUAAACCUCUUUAUUUAAAAACAGACAGCUUUCUCUCAGAGAAACCCACAACUGAAAGGCUGUACUGCUGGUACUAUGACAGGCAAAAACUGAAGAGCAUUUGGCAGAGUUCUGUUCCUUCUCAGGUUGUUUUUUUUCCCCCUAGUUGAGCAUCAGAUACACUGAAAAGCAUGCCUGAGCAAAGCAAUGAUUACAGAGUGGUGGUGUUUGGAGCUGGAGGAGUUGGCAAAAGUUCCUUGGUCUUGAGGUUUGUGAAAGGGACUUUCAAAGAGAGCUACAUUCCAACUAUAGAAGACACCUACAGGCAGGUGAUCAGCUGUGAUAAGAGCAUAUGCACUUUGCAGAUUACUGACACUACAGGGAGCCACCAGUUUCCAGCCAUGCAACGUCUGUCUAUUUCCAAAGGACAUGCUUUCAUUUUGGUUUAUUCAAUCACCAGCCGGCAGUCCUUGGAGGAACUCAAACCCAUCUACGAACAAAUCUGUCAGAUUAAAGGGGAUGUGGAAAGUAUUCCAAUUAUGUUGGUGGGGAAUAAAAGUGAUGAAAACCAAAACCGAGAGGUGGAGAGCAGUGAGGGAGAAGCCAUGGCCAAGAAGUGGAAGUGUGCCUUUAUGGAGACUUCUGCCAAGUUGAACCACAAUGUGAAAGAGCUGUUCCAAGAGCUGCUAAACUUAGAGAAACGCAGGACUGUGAGUUUACAAAUUGAUGGUAAAAAAAGUAAACAGCAGAAAAGGAAAGAGAAGCUGAAAGGCAAAUGUGUGGUCAUGUGAAAAUUGCACUGUUAUGAAGCAACCAUGUCAUCACAUUCUUUCUGACAGAACCCAAUGUGAAACCUAUAGACAAUGAGGAACAAUGUGAAACCCUACUUACUAGUAGCUAUUAUGAAAGAAAUACACUAGAAUUUUUAAAAGAGAUUACUGUUAUUUGCUAUAAAAAUACUCCCAACAACUUAAACCAUAUGCUCAAGCUAGCAAAUAAAACCAAGAAUGAAAAAAGUAGAAAAGGACUUUUAAUUUUAAAACAGAAGAAAACCAAUCCAUUUCUUAUUAACAAUACACUGCACUACCAAAGGAUUGGAAGUCAGUUAUUUAAGUUUAUUACGCCAUUUGCAUAUAACUGUAAUGGAAGUUUAUUUAUCUACAUAAUGCAAAUUUAGAAGAAUAAGAAAUGCCAAUGAAGAAAUCCAGAAAGUAUAAAUGCAUAUGGAUUUAACUUAGUGUAGCCUUCAAGAACGCUGGGGAUAACAAAUAAUUUUCUGUACAAGUCUCAAUACUGACUGUUCAGGGAUGGACAGUGUGGGGAGGAAGGUAACUUUGGGCUGCCAAUUAAAGAACUGCCAAUUAAUGAACUAUUGUGCAUUUGGGGGAAAUAAAUGGGUUAUGCACCUAUAAGUGAUAGUGAUUCUCUCCACAUACAUAUUAUGUCCCUUCUUAUUAGUGUUUGAACUGAACGGAAAGGGGUGGGGGGGAAUCUCCUUGGGCAGCUGGAGUUCAUCUCCUUCUCUCUGGGCUCAGCUAAACCAUCAUUUCCUGGUAUGGCCUGUAUCUCUGGCCCAAUAUAUUAUUCAAGAGCAAAUACUUGUUUUUGGAGCAUGUGAGUUUGUAUAAAAAUGGUGUGAAGAUACAGAAUUUUUUUUCACAAAGGAUAUACUCUGGACUCCCUCUACAAAGGCCUUGAGGGGGGGAAAUAUUCAGUUCAAACAUUGCUGGUAAGAGCACAAUAUGUUGGUAGAUGAACUGAUGGUCUGUCAAGGUGGGGUGAUGGUCUAUGCCAUCAGAGGAGAGAGAGAAUGAUUUUGCUCAGAUUGCCAGAUUUGCCAAAUCACACUUCUGUAUAAUUACUGCAUCUUAUGACACUAUUAGAUUUACUGCCUUUAAAUUGGCAAAAAGGAGUUAUUUAUUAUUUAAAUUUGUGGUCUAGACUACUACGACUAUUCAGGGAACCUUAUUGGCAGUUUUUACUUAGAUAAAACUUCUAUUGACCCCAUCUCCAGUGGCAUUAAUAGAAGACUUGCUUACAUAAAGACUACAGGAUUUGGCACAUUAACAGUUCAGACAAAAGUGAGUUAUAAUGCAAAAUACUAUAUUCGCAAUAGAGAAAACCGGUUAGAUGUUUUUUAAGGGGAACUGCUUUUUGCAGUUCAUGGAUAGAGAAAAAUGUAUUUAAUGUGAGGCUUUAAAAAAAAUUCUCCAAAGUUUACAAAAAACCACAACAUGAUGAUUUACGUUAUAUCCUACAACUAGCAGCAAAACAAGGACCAUCAAAGAGGAAAAAAGCACAUUAAUUUUUGAAGGACAUUGUAUAUUCUACAGUUUGCACCUUAAUGAACUGCUUUAAAACAGAAAGCAUUCACUUUAUUUUUUGCAAAUAUGAAUGUCAAAAGCAUAUUACUGGAAAAUGCAGUCAAGUACUAGGAAAACUAGCAUGCAUGUUACAUUAUAAAUCUCUUACAAGAGCAGUUUAAAUGCAGUAUUCAGUUUUGAAAUAAUAACCUUGUUCUUAAACUGAUUUUGUGUUUACCUUACACCUUCCAAACAGAAAUGCAACCAGUUAUUGGACAGCAUGGAUAGAAAAGGAUUUUACCAACCUGCUGCCAGCAUUGCUCUUCACAAAUGAGAGAACUUAACUGUUGUAAUUCUCUCUGGGUACAAUCCUGGCUUUAGUGAAGUCAAUGGCAAAGCUAUCACCAACUUCAGUGGGGCCAGGAUUUCACCCUCUUAUUUAAUUGCAAUAGAUCUAAGAAAUCAUAACUCUGCCGCUAAUUCCCAGCUGCAAGAGCUAUUCUAGUUUUUCCUUUUAAUCCUUAAAAUGACAACAUAUGACAGAAUAAAAAAAAAAAAAAAAAAA
Molecule: messenger RNA, 3086 nt
Organism: Pelodiscus sinensis (Chinese soft-shelled turtle)
Lineage: Eukaryota; Metazoa; Chordata; Testudines; Trionychidae
Gene: DIRAS2
Product: DIRAS family GTPase 2
Biological process (GO): signal transduction
Cellular component (GO): membrane
Molecular function (GO): GTP binding; GTPase activity
Source: RefSeq, a predicted model, not a curated record